GUGCAAGGCAAGGGAAAACCCGCAACGGGCCAGUACACUUUGAGAAAGCCCACUGUUGGCUGUCUCAGACGGUGUAUACGUUAAAGGGAAGCAUUCUUCCUGGGUCAAGCUCGUCUCUCGACUAAUCUCUCGUGUGUGCAUCAUGUUAAUGAGCUUCACUCGUGUCUCAAACUCAAGUUAUCAGCACGGUGCAUUCAGUAUACGAAGGAAAAUAAACAGUGCCAGACAUUUACCCUCUUGAUCGAGGAAGUGACCCCCCAUCAUCUCUAGUUUUAUUCAGUUUCUGUCUCUGUAUAUCUCUUUCUCAAUCUCUCUCAACUUCUAUCCGAAUCUACUCGUCUUCGUGUGCAACAGUGUGACGGUGCCAAGAUGCCAGGAAAAGGCGGCCGACGAGGCCGAUCUGGCCAAGGUGGCAAACGCGUUGAAGUAGGAUCGGACGACGAUUCGUUAAACGACGCAGGCAGCAUAACGAGCGGCCAAUCAGAUGUGCGCAGCGUGCUGGACGAAGUGAACGACAACAACGAGGUCGACGAGAUUAGCCAGCAAGAGGCGUUCGAGGAAAAGUUGAAGGAAGCUAUAGACGGAUUGACGCAAAAAAGUGCGAAGGGGCGUGUCACGUGUUUCCACGGCGUGGAGAAAAUUUUCGCGGUCAAGUAUGUGCCCGAGUUCGUGGAGGAUCGCAAGAUGACUAUCACAGACUCUAUCGAGAAAGGAUUGAAGAAAGGCCGCGGCGACGAACAGUCGUCGGCUGCCAGGCUGAGCACUUUGCUUUGCGUUCAGUUGGGCAUGUUGGAUAGUGCCGAGGCUGUUUGUAAGGAUCUCAAGUCACCCCUGACUUUCAUCGCUAAUGAUUCGUCUGCUUCCAAUGCUGGACGCGCCGAGUGUUGCUGGGCCUUGGGUAUGAACCAGUUCUUUUCCGGUAACGACGUGAGCGACACCAUCGAGAUCACCCACCUGCUAUCCAGCGUGUUCGCUGGCUCUUAUCUCAAGGGGAACGGUGCUGUAGCCUCGAUAACAGCCGACGUUGCUGCUCUUCACGCGGCUGCCAUCUCUGCGUGGACCUUGCUUCUUACCAUCAUGUCUCCUGUUGACGUUUACAAUCUACUUGGCAGUGGACAGACUAGCAAUUUCAUGCCGUCGUUGAAUCGUUUGAGCGAAUUACUUCAGUCGCCACACUUGGAGGUCCGUCUAUCCGCUGGCGAGGCUUUGGCUGUGAUUUUUGAGCUCGGGCGCGACUACGCCGACGACUACGAGCAGGAAUGGGCACUCGAUCUCAUCGAGAUUCUCAAGGAUUUGGCCACCGACUCCAACAAAUACAGAGCUAAAAAGGACAGGAAGCAGCAACGUGCAAGCUUCCGAGAUAUCUUACGUUACAUUGAAGAAGACAUUGUCCCAGAAACUCAAAUCCGAUUCGGCAAAGAAACACUAUACCUCGAGGGUUGGUGCGCACGUACCCAAUACAACGCCUGCUGUCGACUACUUGGUCCUGGCAUAAAUAUUCAUUUGGCUGAGAAUCAAUUACUUCGUGAAAUUUUCAGCCUUGGCAACCGCGUGAUUGGCCCUGUUGCAACUCAGAAAACUAGCAAAUUAGAAAGAACUCUAAUGAAUGCAGCGGCGUUCAAGGCCCGCACUAUUCAGAGAAAUCGAGUUCGGGAUAAACGCUCAGUUGCCCUAGCUAUUUAAAAAGAAUGCUAUUUAACAAAAUUUUAUCAUUUUCGUUUGAUUUUAUAUGAAUAUUAACUAAUUCAAGGUGGUUACACGUACGCCCGUUAUUGUAAUUUUAUUCAUUAUAAUACUGAGCAAGA
Messenger RNA from Phymastichus coffea, 1805 nucleotides. RefSeq names its product interferon-related developmental regulator 2 (gene Ifrd1). The record is from RefSeq and is a predicted model, not a curated record. NCBI's taxonomy places the organism in Eukaryota, Metazoa, Arthropoda, Insecta, Hymenoptera, Eulophidae. The coding region runs from base 370 to 1683 and encodes 437 amino acids. The transcript is spliced from 6 exons.